AUGGAUACCACAAAGACGCCAAAGGCUCACCCUGCCGAGCAUGCUCCUUUCAACCCUUUUGAUACCAAUGUCACGACGAAGGCUGACCGCUGGCAUAUUUCACGUCGAGUUCCACUUGGUAUGAUCCUUUUCAUGCUUCUUGGCGUCGCGUUUGCGAUGGCGCAUCACUUCUAUUACAACUCUUUGGAUGGUGAGCCAGUCGCGGAAACCGAGCAGGAAUGGGCUGUUCGGAUAGGAACAGGUCUAGCGUUCCUCGCGAAGGCGUGCCUCAUAGCAAGUGCAGCCAUAUCGUAUCAGCAGCACUAUUGGAAAGUAUUGCGUAGUCGUCCCAUCUCUAUCAAAGGUAUCGAUGACAUUAUGGGACUUCUUGCAAACCCUGCUUGCUUCUUGAAUCUGGAAGUCCUGAUGAAAGCCUGGACAUCAGCUGUUAUUGCGUUGGCGAUAUGGUGUUUGCCGCUUUCCGCUAUAAUACCGCCAGCAACUUUGACAGCUGCGCUCUCAGUAUCUCAGCAACAAAUCAACUCGCCUGUGCCUAUUAUCGAUUGGCGGAAUAUGGCUUUUAAGUACCACGCUGCCGCUGAGAUGACGUUCACCGACGCCGGCCCAAUUCAGUAUCGCAUAGUUACCAGCUCAGCGUAUACUGGUAGCAUUCUUCCAAUGCUCCCUAUACAUCAGAAUUACACAUAUACACUUACCUUUCAGGGACCGAAGCUCCGCUGCGGCGAUGUGAAGAACCACACUGCGUUCGAUCUGGCGCAAGUGAACACUACGAAUACAAACUCCGUCACGACGACUUAUAACGCUACAGUUCCGAUCCACUCAUUCGAUUAUGCAGCUCUGCCUGCAGAGUACGCGUUCGACAUAUGGUUUGCCACGCCGAUGCGCAACUUCACCUGCGAGACAUGGAAUGUCACAUACACUGUAGACUUCUCUUUUGUUAAUGGCGAGCAAAGUGUCGCUGUCACUGAUAUUCGUUACGAUAACCGCUUCGUUCUGGGAUAUGGCACGGAUUGGAACUACUGUAAAUAUGACUGGUGUGCGUACCAGGGAUGGCACACGGCAGUUGCAUCGAUACUCACUGGCGUAGUGAAGACGAGUGGUGCCACGGGAGACACCUCAUGGACAACUAAGAUUCUGCAAACCGAUUUGAUAGGAUGCCCUGAAAUGAGCUCAGCAGCGGCUAUGGCGUGGGGUCUCGAAGCGACAUGUCCGGCGGCAUCCUUGGAAAGUGCCAUUGAGGCGCUUAGCGAGAAUGCUACGCUUAGCUUUUUCAGCGCAGGACCCCUAUUGAACUUCCCUGGCCAUAGAGCCGACAAUUUCACCACGACGCCUGCCGAUCUAAUAGUCUCAGCAACGAAACUAGUCUAUUCAUACAAUUCACGCUCACUGCUCCUCUCUUACGCAGCAGCCGCUCUUGUAACAAUCAUCAUUAUGUUUGCAGGACUUCAUGCUCUUUGGUCUAACGGUGUCGGCCACACAAACACAUUCUCUGGCCUCAUUCGAACAACACGCAACAAAGAUCUCGAUGACUGGGCCCGAGGCCAUUGCCUAGGAUCCGAUCCCGUCGAUAAGCACAUUGCAAAGCAGAAGCUACAGUAUGGGUUGUUGGUGGUUGACAAUCACAGAAGAGAAGACGGUAUGCAUGGUUUACGACAUGCAGCGUUUGGAUUUCAGAGCACUGUUACGAGGCUGAAGAAAGGUGACAAAUGCAUGUAA
This is a messenger RNA of Alternaria atra, 1716 nucleotides long. RefSeq lists its product as uncharacterized. The record is from RefSeq and is a predicted model, not a curated record. The coding region runs from base 1 to 1716 and encodes 571 amino acids. Lineage: Eukaryota; Fungi; Ascomycota; Dothideomycetes; Pleosporales; Pleosporaceae. The transcript has 3 exons.